ACAUAGGACAGAAAAUCGACUCAGACUGAAUUCGGCUGGAAUUUGGACACUCCCUAAAGUUUUUCCCAUCGAAAAAGAAGCGCAGGCAGCGAGGGAAGGAAACGCGUUCCGCAUGCAGCUCCGAUAGAACGUCGGAAUCCGAGUCUGGGUAUGACCGCACGAGUGCCCAAUUCGUAUCUCAAUUUUCUUCUGUAUAUAGUGAGCGAGCCCCCGUGCCCUCGUCGAUUUUCUUCCCGCUGCCUCCUCCUCCAUCUAGAAUUUUAGAUCCUGCGCGCUUCGCCGCUCCCCUGCCUCUGGAAGCUCUGUUGAGCCCGCGGAUCGACCCGAUGGCCGCCACCAAGCGAUCUGCCGCCGCCGUCGACGGCCACGCCAACCGGCCGGGAGCAACCUGCGCCAAGAAGAGGCGCAUCACCGGAACCACCGGGGACUACGAUCACGAGUCCUGCCUGGGCGAGGGCAUGUUCGGCGUCGUCGACAAAAGGCGGCACCGUGCCACCGGCCAAGUCGUCGCCAUCAAGUCCUUCCGCGACCCGCGCAAGAAGGACGCGCCCGCCGACGCCCAGGAGGUGCUGCGGGAGGCCCGCUUCCUCGAGGCGUGCGGCGGCCACCCGCACAUCGUCGGCUUCCGCGGCGUCGUGCGGGACUACGUCACCGACGAGCUCUGCCUCGUCAUGGAGUACGUCCAAGGGCAGAGCCUCCACCGCCUCCUGACGGAGAGGCGCGGCCGCGGCGGGCUCCCGGAGGCCACGGUGCGGGGUUUCAUGUGGCAGCUCCUCUCGGCGGCCACCGAGAUGCACCGGCGCCACGUCGUCCACCGCGACAUCAAGCCGGCCAACAUAAUCGUCGGAGAAGGGGAAGGGACGCUCAAGCUCUGCGACUUCGGGGUCGCCCUGUCCAUGUCGGAGGCGCCGCCGUACCGGCCGGCCGGCACGGGCAAGUACCGAGCCCCCGAGAUGCUGCUAGGAAAGCGGGACUACGACGCCCUGGUGGACUCGUGGUCGCUUGGGUGCGUCAUGGCGGAGACCAUCUCCGGCGAGAGGCUGUUCGACGAGGACAACUCGACCUGCCUUCUCCGAAGGAUCUUUGAAGUGGUCGGAAUGCAGGACGACACAACCUGGCCGGGGUUCACGUCCCUGCCGUUCGCGGACGCGGUGCUGCCGCCACAGUUGCCGACGGUGCAGCGGAGCAGGCUGCGAGAGCUGUUCCCGGAGGAUACGCUGUCCGAGGAGGGGUUUGAGGUCCUGAGCGGCCUGCUCGCCUGCAAUCCCGACAAGCGGCUGACGGCGGCCGCCGCGCUCAAGUUGCCCUGGUUCGCCACCAUGGCUGCGGACGCCCGUCCCCCCGCUUCUCCUCCUGCGGUCGCUGCGAUGACGGUGUCCAUCAAGGUGGAGGAAGUAGAGGUCGCUCCGACAGCGCUACGCAGAAAGAAAGUGACUGCAAAGAAAUAUCUGUCAUUGUUUGUAACAAGAUAGAUUGUCUCAAGAUAGAUUGUCUACCUGGAAUUUUUCUCUA
Molecule: messenger RNA, 1512 nt
Organism: Triticum aestivum (bread wheat)
Lineage: Eukaryota; Viridiplantae; Streptophyta; Magnoliopsida; Poales; Poaceae
Product: putative cyclin-dependent kinase F-2
Exons: 1
Coding region: 327-1472 (381 amino acids)
Biological process (GO): regulation of mitotic cell cycle; protein phosphorylation
Cellular component (GO): nucleus
Molecular function (GO): protein serine/threonine kinase activity; ATP binding
Source: RefSeq, a predicted model, not a curated record